AUGUUUUUUGCGCUUUCGGGCCAGAUGUAGCAAUUAAAAAGGCGGGGCUUGUUAAUGUUCUGCAGGCAGAUUUUUCAAAUUUUUAGAGGUUUCUCAACCAUUUUUUUGGGUCCAUUAAAAAUUUUGAUCUUUCCUUUUUUCGGCUAGAUCUGUAAGUAAUUGUCACUGACACAAUUAAACCCGUUCAAAUGAAAUUUCAUUUUUAAAUGUGCUUUUCUGUGUUUUUUUGAAAGUCGUCAUAAUAUUCAAUCUCCAGGUUGCGCGACACAGUGAGCGCGAAGGGACCGACCUCCGAUGCUGAUGGACAGCGGCUAGAAGUGCUCGCACGUCUUCUGAAGACGACGACACCAGAUGCGACGGACGACCGCUCGCAAUUCGUUGCGUCCGUUAAUCGCCACAUUUGCUCCGCCCAUACCGACGUAAGUUUCUCCUCUAACCUGAUGAUACUUCUAACUAGUAAUAUUACAUGUUUAUUUCAAAGUUUUGAGCGAAGAUUUCAAUUCAAUCAAUUUAUUUUCGCAACAUCGGGAUAGUAUGGUGAUGUUGCAGGGAGGGAAAAGACCACUAGGUGGAUUAACUUACCCCACCUGUGAAGAAAAAAGUUUUGCUAGCAAUGUUUGAGAAAUAUGCCUUGGCGAAACACUUUUUUAUUUCAUUACUUCUAGGACAAAAUCUGAUCCUUUUUUGAAUUUCUGUAUAAUCUUCUUCUUUUAAUGAAAAACUUCGUGUUGACUUUGAAAGAUGACACUCAUCAAAAUUAGAGACUGAAUUACGCUAUCAAAAUAAUCCCUAAUUAAAAAAAAUCAUGCUUAACAGGACAAGUGCAGUUAGUAAGAGGUCAGAAGUUUUAUAAGAAGUUUUGUUUGAAAGAACGAUUGAAACACCACAAUAAGCUAAUUAGCGUAUUAGUUAGCGCUAACCAGUAAAAAAAAGAAAACAAUAAAAAACUUUUAUAUAGGACUGUCGUAGGGUUUUCUGUUUGCGUACGCGACAUUCUAACUGACGGCAGCUUGGCAGUUUUAAUAGUUAUUGGCGUGUUCAUUGGAGAAACGAAACAUGCUUCGAAACGAAAAAUCGUGUUCAUUGGCGCGCCAAAGUUGCUUCAAAACAGUACUAAUUUUUGUUUUGAAGCAAUUUUUUCGCGUUUCGGAACAAUUUUCGUUUUGUCCGAUGAACACGCCAUAUAUCUGAUUCACGGUUAGCUUAGGACUCCAAGGGGCGUGUCCUGUCUGCGCUCUCCACGAGCCAGGCGCUGUCUCGUGCAUUAUCGUGUCAGGACCAUUUUUUCGAUCUCACACCAGCCGUGAAUCAGCUAUAUGUUUUUUCUUGAUUGAAUUUUUCCUUUUUUUUUCAUCACUUCGAAGUUAAGAGAAGCAUAUUUUUAUUGAAUGUAUUAGAUAGAAGAUCAUUAAGGCUAUUUUUUUAAGAUAUGGGCUUAUAGGGAAAAGACUCAAGUUAUCAAAAAAACUCCUCUAUUUUUAAUUUUUCAUUUUUUUCACUGUUCACAUUGUUUUUAACUCUUUUUCUGAAUUUUAUCAAUUUCAUACAUACAGAAAAAAACCAUCAUUCAAGUAAGAUUAAAAAUUUCCGAAAAAAACGUUAAAUGAUAAUCUUUACACAAUCAAAUUAUAAUGAAAAACAUAAAUAUUGACGAUUUUUGUGUUUCUGGGAUUGAGGGCUCUUUUAUACGUGAUUCAAAAUAAUAAUAAGUAUAGGUUAUCAGAAAAACUCUUUUUAAUAUUUCUUUAAAUUCUCGAUAUUGUUUGAACUUUUUGAGCCACUCGUUAUCCCUAAUGAAAGCGUUUUGUUAAGGACAUCAGCACCGGACGACGAUGGCGAGUUUUCGGCGCGAAACCCGUCGUUGCACACGGCGCGCUCCGCGAGGACCGAUGA
Messenger RNA from Caenorhabditis auriculariae, 1893 nucleotides. The record is from the annotation of a GenBank genome assembly. NCBI's taxonomy places the organism in Eukaryota, Metazoa, Nematoda, Chromadorea, Rhabditida, Rhabditidae.